AUGCUAAAUUCAGCUGCAGCCGAAUGUAUUUCUUUCACUAUCGAGGAUCGCGUAUCUACAAAGGCUAUCAAAGCAACUUGUUACACCGUGCUGAUGUUGCUUUCUCUUCUUGGAAACGCGGCGGUCAUCGCUAUUGUUGCAAAAAACAGGCACAUGCGAACGACAACGAACUACUUAAUCGCAAACAUGGCCGUGUCAGAUUUACUGCUUUCUACAUUUGCAGUGCCGCGAGAAAUUGGGGAAAUCUUCAUCGGUUUCCGUGGAUGGUUGAUCGAUGGUCUAGCUGGUGCAGUCCUUUGCAAAGUUGUUUACUUCUUCCAAGACAUCUCCACUGCAGUCUCGAUACAAAGCAUCGUUGUUAUCACAUUGGAUAGGUACACUGGAGUUGUUCAACCCUUUCGUGAACCUAUCGUGACUCCGAAACGACGCAAAUUUGUUAUUGCACUGAUAUGGCUAAUAUCAAUGGGUCUACACGGCAUAUAUUUCUACAUGGCGCGUCAUCAGCGAGUCAAUGGAAUCAGUAUUUGUUCCUUCAGCUUUGAGCCAGCAUUCGACAACUUACAGUCUCUAAGAAUCAACUUUAUUAUUUUAUCAGUCUUUUUGAUAGCUAUUCCUUUAUCAGUUAUAGCUGUUCUUUAUUCUCUCAUAUUGAGGGAUUUAAAAAGAAAGAAACCUUUUUGGCAAAAAUCUUCUUCUUUACUAGUGAAGAACCGACGAAAAGAGGAUACUAAGAUUGUUAGGAACGUUCUAGCAAUCAUAAUAUUAUUUGUUUUUUGCAUUUUACCUAUAGAUAUUGUCGGGUUUUUAUUUUUCUUCGUGUGGUACGAGGAAAUUCCUUGUGGUAUGGACCAAUUGAGUUUCGCAGCUAAGUUCAUAUUUUACUCCAACGCAUCACUUAACCCGUACAUUUAUUUCCUCCUGAAUGACAGAUAUCGCCAAGGGUUGCGAAAUAUUUUUAAUCACGGCAAAGCUAAAGAAUGCUUCCCUCGCGAGGAGGAGAUAAGUGACAUUGAAAUGAAUGCUGUGUAA
This is a messenger RNA of Orbicella faveolata, 1029 nucleotides long. Its product is annotated as neuromedin-U receptor 2-like. Lineage: Eukaryota; Metazoa; Cnidaria; Anthozoa; Scleractinia; Merulinidae. The record is from RefSeq and is a predicted model, not a curated record. Gene Ontology annotation, cellular component: membrane. Gene Ontology annotation, biological process: G protein-coupled receptor signaling pathway. Gene Ontology annotation, molecular function: G protein-coupled receptor activity.